Molecule: messenger RNA, 2655 nt
Organism: Aphis gossypii (cotton aphid)
Lineage: Eukaryota; Metazoa; Arthropoda; Insecta; Hemiptera; Aphididae
Exons: 2
Coding region: 276-2513 (745 amino acids)
Source: RefSeq, a predicted model, not a curated record
ACUAAAUUAGUACCGCCAAAAAUCGUGCCGCUUUUUUUCACAAAGCGUUAUCACUUUUUCUUCUUUACAAUAAAAUUCUACAUCGUGUUUCCGAUACUUGUCCAUCCAUUUUAUUAUAUACCUAACCUAACUUUUUGUGUUAUUUAAUAUUUUGUUUUUAAACAGCAUUGUCAUAAUUCGUUUAUUCAAAAACACUAGUGAUUGGAUAAUUGUAUGCAUAUUGCAUAUUAGUAGAGCAUUCAUAGAUAUUAAAUUUAAUUACGUGAAACAUUAUUAUGAACAAACUUCUAGGUGUAAAUACUUUGAAUAAUUCUCAAUGUUCAAUUAGUGAUUCAUUUAAUAGGCAGCAUGAUGCAUUAGAGGAUGAAGAGUCUGAAGAGUCUGAAGAGUCUGAAGAGUCAGUUAUUACAACUGAUCCUUCAGAUGAUCAAAUUUUAAAUGAUCUAUCUGCCAGAACUCAAAAAAUUCAAUUAUUGCAAAACACACUUGACGAUGCUAAUAACUUAACUGAGACACUGAAGAACCAAUUGGAGAAAUCAAGCACAAUAGAACACUUACUAGAACUGUGUGAACAAUAUGUAACACCAUCUAUUUAUAUGUUAGUUAAAAAUGAAUUGUUAACUAAUAAUAAAAAUGUUAAUAUUAUACAGUCUUCAAAAGAUAAGUAUUUCAAGAAACAGCUUGCUUUAACUUUACAUUUUUAUUGUCCAGCACUCUUAAAUUUUCUAAAAACAUCAUAUAAUCUUCCAUCUUUGCCAACUCUGAAAAAAGUCAUUCGUCGAAAUAAUGUGAAACCAGGUCUAAAUGAUUUUGUAUUUAAUUUUAUAAAGUUUAAAUUUAGUAAUUUUAAACUUGACGCUCUAGAUUGUGUUCUUUAUGCAGACCAAAUGUCUUUACAAGCAUACCUUUAUUAUAAUAUUUCUCAGGAUAGUAUAGUUGGGUUCAAUCAAUCAAGUUCACAUAAAACCUAUGAUAAAGCAAAUCAAGUUCUUGUUUUUAUGAUAAAAGGUAUAAAUUAUGAGUGGAAGCAAAUCAUUGCGUAUUAUUUAUUAUCUUGCUGUACCUUUAAAAAUAUAACUUCAAUAGUUUUCUCUGUUAUUCGCCGACUUCGAAGUAUUGAUUUUAAUAUUAAAGCUCUUGUUUCUGAUCAAUCAAAAGAAUUAGUAAGUUUUUCAAAAAUGAUGGAUGUUUCUUCUAAUAAACCUUAUUUUGAUGUCGAUGGUCAAAGAAUAGUAUACAUUUUUAACCCACCUACUCUUUUGAGAACUACCCGUGAUAUGUUUUAUGAGCAUUCUCUCUAUGUUAAUGAUGAGGUUGUAGAAAAAAAAUAUCUAGACAUGUACUACAAUGAUGUGUCUAAUUCUGAUCUUUGUUCAACGGUAGAACUUACACACAAACCUAUUCAUCCAGGGCCUUAUGAUGAGAUUAAUAUCAGUCUAGCAACACAAGCAUUUAGUUGCGGUAUAGCUGAAAGUAUGUCUGUAGCAAUGAACAGAGGAAUUUUGCCCUUAAGUGCACAACCAACAAUUAAUUUCAUUAAUAAUAUGCAUAAAUUAUUUGAUAUUUUCAACAAUCCAUAUAAAAAUACUACCCCUCAAAAAGAUUUCUUAUUUUUAAUGACUGAGUUAUUUAAAAAAAUGACAGUAAAAGAUAAUUCUAAUAAAUUAGAUAUAACAUCUAAUAUAGAAUUCAUAAGUGGGUGGUUGGUUUCAAUAAGUGGCUUAAAUAUGUUGUGGGAAACUCUUGAUCCAACUAUUAAUAGAGAAUAUUCUUUGUGCACUCAUUGGUUGAAUAAAGAUUUUUUGGAUAGUUGGUUCGCUAAACCAAGAAGAUCAAAUGUUAAAAAUUUUAAACUUACCUCCAUACAAUUUGUUCAGACAUUUCAAAAAUUGUUUUACAAAGAUUAUUUUGAAUAUUGCCCCAAAGAAAAUUUGAAACUAGAUCUUGAUCAAAUUAUAAGUAAAAUAAAUGACCUACCUUUAUCUAAUAACAUUUUUUAUGUAACAAAUUCUCAACAACAUAAUCUUUUUAAAUGUUCUCCAAUUGUUAUUGGCACGGUAGAUUAUAGAUAUUUAAAAAUACCAGAGAAAAAUAUUUUACUAUAUAUCGGUGGGUAUUUAAUGUUUGAAUGUUUAAAGAAACAUAAUUGUGAAAUUUGUAUCAAUUAUGCCUAUUGUCAAAACACAAUAGUCCAAUCUUUAUAUGUAUCAUUCUUACAAUCUUAUUCUGAGAACUCAACUUCCACAGAAAUAUUAUACCAAAACAAUUUUCUAGAUUACAUUAAGGGCUUAGAAUAUAUUUUUGUAGCUACUUUUCCAGCAGUUUCAAUAAAAGAUAAUGUUGGGUUCCUAUUGAAAGAUAGUUUAUGCAAUGUACAAUUUAAUCAUCCUUGUAAUCAUUUUGACAAAACAUUCUUGCUUAAUUUAUAUAUUCGCUUAAGAAUUUUUAUUACUAUUAAGUUUUCUAAUAAGAUAACACCACUUGAAAAAUUUACAUUGUCGACCUUUACAUAAUAAUUAUAUAAUUUAAUUAAAAAAAAAAAAAAAAAUGUUUAUAUUUAAAAGUAUGUUGUCAUUCAUUUUUUUUUCUAUAACUUAUUGACUGUAUUUUAUUAAAAUGUAUUUUUAAUUUUGUGACUGUAUUAUGGUAAAUAAA